GGUCAGGUACUGACUUGAGACAGUCUUUUUAUUGGUAAUUUUGCAUCGUAUUCAUUUGUUUUUAGUGCUCGCGCAAAAAUCAAAACAAAGUUACAAAAAUCUUAACAUUAAACCAUUUUGAUCUGUUGCAGUAUUUAAUUGCACGGUAACUAAAAAGUCAUAUAAUAAUAAAACCGAGAAAUUGUGUAGUUUAUUAAAAUGUCGACUCAACCACACAGUAGAAAACGUGUGUGCUACUAUUAUGACAGCGAUAUUGGAAAUUAUUACUAUGGACAAGGACAUCCAAUGAAACCACAUCGCAUACGUAUGACUCACAAUUUGCUUCUUAAUUAUGGACUCUAUAGGAAAAUGGAAAUUUAUAGACCCCAUAAAGCUACUGCAGAAGAGAUGACCAAAUUUCAUUCAGAUGAUUAUAUUAGAUUUUUAAGAUCAAUUCGUCCAGACAAUAUGUCAGAAUACAACAAACAAAUGCAGAGAUUUAAUGUUGGAGAAGACUGUCCUGUAUUUGAUGGCUUAUAUGAAUUUUGUCAACUAUCUGCUGGGGGAUCAGUGGCAGCUGCAGUAAAACUUAACAAACAAGCCUCAGAAAUAUGCAUUAAUUGGGGAGGUGGACUUCAUCAUGCCAAAAAGUCAGAAGCUUCAGGGUUUUGUUAUGUCAAUGAUAUUGUACUAGGUAUAUUAGAACUUUUAAAGUAUCAUCAACGUGUUUUGUAUAUUGAUAUUGAUGUCCAUCAUGGAGAUGGCGUUGAAGAAGCCUUUUAUACUACUGAUAGAGUCAUGACUGUUUCAUUCCACAAAUAUGGAGAAUAUUUCCCAGGUACAGGCGAUUUACGAGACAUUGGUGCAGGAAAGGGUAAAUACUAUGCAGUCAAUAUCCCUCUAAGAGAUGGAAUGGAUGAUGAGGCAUAUGAAAGUAUAUUUGUACCAAUUAUAAGUAAAGUUAUGGAAACUUUUCAACCUAGUGCAGUAGUUUUACAAUGUGGGGCAGACUCUUUAACAGGAGAUCGUCUAGGUUGCUUUAAUCUGACAGUGAAAGGACAUGGCAAAUGUGUUGAAUUUGUAAAAAAAUAUAACUUACCAUUCAUGAUGGUAGGAGGGGGUGGAUACACGAUCAGAAAUGUUUCUAGAGCUUGGACUUAUGAAACAUCAGUAGCUCUUGGUGUAGAAAUUGCAAAUGAACUUCCAUAUAAUGACUACUUUGAAUACUUUGGACCUGACUUUAAACUUCAUAUCAGCCCAAGCAAUAUGGCCAAUCAAAACACCCCUGAAUAUUUAGAGAAAAUUAAAACAAGACUUUUUGAAAAUUUGAGAAUGUUACCUCAUGCUUCCCUGGAGUACAAGUACAGGCUAUUCCAGAAGAUGCAAUUAACGAAGAAUCUGACAAUGAGGAUAAAGUUGAUAAAGAUGAACGAUUGCCACAGAAAGAUUUGGAUAAAAGAAUUGUUCCUGAAAACGAAUUUUCUGACAGUGAAGAUGAGGGAGAAGGAGAUAGACGAGACAAUAGAAGUUACAAAGGUAGAAAACGUCCACGGUUAGAUAAAGGGGGAGAAAACAAAGAAGAAGAUAAGAUUAAAGAUGAAAUAAAGGCCGAAAAAGGUGAAGAAGGAAUCAUGAAGUCCAGUCCCGAUGAAACAAAAAAGCUGUUGGGACCAACUCCAUGACAUCGUACUAAUUUAAUUAUAUAAUUCCAAUACAUUAUUGGAGUUUAAAACAUUUUUAUAGUGACUUCUAACUGUGUACAGUUUGUAUUUGAUGUUUAUACAGUAUGUGACUUUUGUAUAUAUUUUUCUUAGUGACAAACAAUAUUUUUUUAAGUAGAAAUCAAUAAUUCAUUUUAAUGUUUGCUGUUUCGUCGUUUUAACACGUCGUUUAUUUACAAGGUUUGUUUGUUGAGCAUGUCUGUCACAGAUCUACAUGUGCACAUUGUUUUCCGAGUUUACAAUAUGAAAAUGUCGGUAUAUUUACUUUAGGGGCGUAUUUCAUAGAAGACCAUGGCAGAUUCUUAGCUGAUCAGAUUAGUCUAUGAAUUUUAGUAAAUCGGACAAUAAAUAAAACUCACCAAGUACCAUAUUAAAGUUACUUGCACUAUUUUGUGUUAAAAAUCCAGUUUUCAAUAAAAAUACUGUAAAUUAUUAUAAAAAGUGAUUCAAACUUGAGUAAUGCUAUGUUUUUUAUUAAAAUGUAUUUUUUUGUACUUUUGAUAAAUAAAAGCGAAGUGUAAUUUU
This is a messenger RNA of Diabrotica balteata, 2225 nucleotides long. The record is from the annotation of a GenBank genome assembly. NCBI's taxonomy places the organism in Eukaryota, Metazoa, Arthropoda, Insecta, Coleoptera, Chrysomelidae.